AUGGCCUGUUCGUACGGUGGCCACGGAGAUCUCGGUCGAUACCGCAACUGUACCCCACUCGAUGUCAUCCACAGUGAUGACUUUGUGGAGAAGACGACACUCUUCACCGCCUUCCGGGCUGGGUCGGGACCCUACGCGGAGUUCAUGUCGCUGGAGGAGAACACGGAUAUGGCCCUGCUGCUGGACGCGUCGAAAUGGGAGCACGCACCCAACAAGACCAUCAAGUAUCCGCGUUGCAUCGACACCUAUGGUCUGACGCGUCACCAGCGUAUGUUCGUGGAACGGGACUAUUUUCUGAAUUGUGCCGAGAACCCGUUCGUGCAGCAGAAUCCCGACAGUGAUGUCCGUCUCUACGCUCAAGCCUGCAAGGAUCUCGACCCCGAAUGGUUCAUCUGCAUCACCGACCCCGAAUGGGUGCAAUCAACCGUCUCGACGGUGCACAUCGUCCUCGGACUGUUCAUCGGCGCCCAGGUGGCCGUCUGCUUGUUGCUGCUGUUGUGCCCAUUGUACCGUACACUCGGAUACCAUCGCCCCACCGCGACUGCCGGACUCUAUCGCCCCGAUGGGCUGCAUGACGCCGACUGGCAUCUGCCCGACCCGCCCCGUCGUGCCUGGGUCUACACUGACGGGCGCAUGGUGAGGGAGAAGAAGAGGGAA
Molecule: messenger RNA, 657 nt
Organism: Mesorhabditis spiculigera
Lineage: Eukaryota; Metazoa; Nematoda; Chromadorea; Rhabditida; Rhabditidae
Source: the annotation of a GenBank genome assembly